Molecule: messenger RNA, 1161 nt
Organism: Striga hermonthica
Lineage: Eukaryota; Viridiplantae; Streptophyta; Magnoliopsida; Lamiales; Orobanchaceae
Source: the annotation of a GenBank genome assembly
AUGAUGAAGUCUGUUAGAGCCCAUUUGGCCAAAAUCAAUAAGCCCGCUGUUAAAACAAUUCAGAGCCCAGAUGGUGAUAUCAUUGAUUGUGUAUUAGCUCAUAAGCAACCAGCUUUUGAUCAUCCCAAGCUAAGAGGACAAAUGCCAAUGCAAGCACCAAGGAGACCAAAAGGGCACCCAUCAUCAUCAAGAAGACCCGCCAACAGAAUGUCUGAAGAAAAUUUCCAGCUUUGGAGCAUUUCAAGUGGGUUUUGUCCGAAAGGAACAGUCCCAAUCCGAAGGACUGUGGAAAAAGAUGUUCUUAGGGCAACCUCUGUCCAACAGUUUGGGAGAAAAUUAAUUCGCACUGUCCGACGAGAUGCUGAAUCUGUUAGCAAUGGCCACCAGCAUGCGGUUGGGUAUGUGGGAGAGGACAAUAAUAAUAAUAAGUAUUACGGAGCGAAAGCAAGUAUAAAUGUGUGGGCACCACAUGUGGCGAAUUCGAAUGAAUUCAGCUUGUCGCAAGUGUGGGUGAUAGCGGGUUCCUUUGGGGACGAUCUCAACACAAUUGAAGCUGGCUGGCAGGCAAUGCACCAUGUUAGCCCAGGGCUUUAUGGGGAUAGUUAUCCUAGAUUCUUCACUUAUUGGACUAGUGAUGCGUAUCAAGCGACGGGGUGCUAUAAUCUGCUGUGCUCAGGUUUUAUUCAGACCAACAACAAAAUAGCAAUUGGGGCAGCAAUUUCACCUACUUCAUCAUAUAACGGCGGUCAAUUCGACAUUAGCUUACUAAUAUGGAAGGAUCCCAGUCAUGGAAAUUGGUGGUUGGAAUUUGGUGAUGGGAAUUUAGUUGGGUAUUGGCCAUCUUUUUUGUUUACUCAUCUUAGAGAGCAUGCAAGUAUGGUCCAAUUCGGGGGUGAAAUUGUUGACAGUCAAAGCACAACAACAGGUCACCACACGACAACCCAAAUGGGGAGUGGACAUUUUGCAGAGGAAGGGUUCGGAAAAGCGUCUUAUUUCCGAAACAUCCAAGUUGUUGAUUGGGAUAACAGUUUAGUCCCUGCCUCCAAUCUUCAGGUUUUGGCCGAUCAUCCAAAUUGUUAUAAUGUUACUGGUGGGAGUAGUAAUGUUUGGGGACACUAUAUUUACUAUGGGGGGCCUGGCAAAAAUUCCAACUGUCCCUAA